Molecule: messenger RNA, 1233 nt
Organism: Lachancea sp. 'fantastica'
Lineage: Eukaryota; Fungi; Ascomycota; Saccharomycetes; Saccharomycetales; Saccharomycetaceae
Source: the annotation of a GenBank genome assembly
AUGGGAAUCAACAAUCCAAUUCCGCGUUCGCUAAAAUCGGAGAGCAAAAAAGCAGCCAAAGUACUGGCGAGCUUCGUCAAGCCUAACCAAAUCCUAGGUGCCGACACGAUGAUCCCACCUGAAGUCCUGAGACGAGCCAAGGGUCUUGCUGUGAUAACGGUGCUGAAAGCAGGAUUUCUCUUCAGCGGGAGAGCAGGAUCUGGGGUCAUCGUGGCAAGGCUAAGAGACGGAUCAUGGUCGGCACCUUCUGCAGUUGCCCUAGCAGGUGCUGGUGCUGGAGGGCUAAUCGGAGUGGAGCUCACGGAUUUCGUCUUUAUCUUGAACACAGAAGAUGCAGUCAAGUCGUUUUCGGAAUUCGGAACAAUUACCCUGGGAGGCAAUAUGUCCAUGGCAGCAGGUCCUUUGGGUCGUAAUGCGGAAGUUGCUGCAUCUGCUUCGCUGGGCGGUGUAGCGGCAGUGUUUUCUUACUCCAAGACCAAGGGUAUUUUCGCGGGAGUCUCUCUGGAAGGUUCCGUGAUUGUCGAAAGAAGGGAAGCGAAUAGGAAAAUUUACGGGGAUAAUUGUAAGGCAAAGACGAUUUUAAGCGGACGCGUAAGGGCUCCGGCAGCAGCAGAUCCUCUUUUCAGGGUUCUCGAGUCGCGCGCCUUCAACUACAGAGACAGGUCUAGAGACCCCGAUCUUGAUGAUGCUUUUUACGAUGACAUUCCAUCGUCCUUUGACUCAAACGAUAUGGAUUCUACCCGGCCAAACACAAGAUCAACUCGCAGAAGAGGUGAUUCCUUCCAAUCGUCAAGGUCCUAUCGUGACGAUUUUGAUGACGAUAUCGACGAAGAUGAUCCAAACGACGUCAGCGGCUAUUAUUCGAGGGCUAGGGGCCCAAGGUCUUCGAGCCGUUGGGAAGACGAUGUUUAUGAUAGAGACUUAGACGACACAUCUCAAAGGUUCAACCAUUCCAAAUCAUCUAGUGCACCCUUGAGACCUCGGAGUGAAAAGCCUGACUUUGGUAUUCCAUCGCCUUCGGGAGGCUCGAGGAGCGCAAGAGAUGCAUCAUCUGGCCUGCCAAAAGCUGUGGCUCUCUUCACUUUCAAGGGAGAGCAGUCUGGUGACUUACCUUUCCGUAAGGGAGACGUGAUCUCAAUAUUGAAGAAGUCAGAGUCACAAAACGAUUGGUGGACGGGGCGUAACAAUGGCCAAGAGGGUAUAUUUCCUGCUAAUUACGUAGAGUUGGUCUAA